Molecule: messenger RNA, 3255 nt
Organism: Opisthocomus hoazin
Lineage: Eukaryota; Metazoa; Chordata; Aves; Opisthocomiformes; Opisthocomidae
Source: RefSeq, a predicted model, not a curated record
AUGUCUCGCCAGUGCGCUGCGAGGAGCCAGAGCAAAACUGGCUUCAGUGCUGCUUCCGCCUUCAUCCCAAAUGCUAGCAGCACCAGCUUCUGCGCACUUUCUGCAACCCAAGGUGGAAGCUGCGGUACCCCCACUGGAUAUGGAAGAUUUGGUGGAGGUUUUGGAAGCAGGAGCCUCUACAGUCUUGGUGGAUGCAAGAGGAUCUCCCUGGCUGGAAGAGGUGGUGGCUUCUACGGACCUGCAGGUUUUGGUGCUGGUACUGGGAUCUCCUGUGGUUUUGGUGGUGCAGUUGGCGGUGCCUUCGGGUUUGGUGGUGGCAUGGGUGGCCCUGGAUUCCCUGCUGUCCCUGCUAGGGGCAUCCAUGAAGUCUCAGUCAACCAGAGCCUUCUGAAACCUCUCAACCUGGAGAUUGAUCCCAACAUCCAGAGCAUCCGCAAGAAUGAGAAGGAUCAGAUUCAAACCCUCAACAACAAAUUUGCCUCCUUCAUUGACAAGGUCCGAUUCCUUGAACAACAAAACAAGGUCCUGGAGACCAAGUGGGCCCUUCUGCAAGAACAGGGCAACAAAACUGUCAGAAAUGACAUUGAGCCGCUCUUCGAGACCUACAUCAACAACCUCAGGAGACAGCUGAACAGCUUGCUGACAGACAAGGAGAACUUAGGAGGGGAGCUGAACAAGGUGCAAAGCCUUGCUGAGGACUUUAAGAACAAAUAUGAAGAGGAGAUCCACAAGCACACAGCUGUCGAGAAUGAAUUUGUGAUCCUGAAGAAGGAGGUGGAUGCUGCCUACACAAACAAGACAGAGCUUCAAGCCAGGCUGGACUCCCUUUUGGAGGAGAUAGAUUUCCUCAGAGCCCUCUAUGAAGCUGAGCUGUCUCAGAUGCAAACCCAGAUCUCUGACACCUCUGUCAUCCUGACCAUGGACAACAACCGCAGCCUGGACAUGGACAGCAUCAUCGCAGAAGUCAAAGCGCAGUACGAGGACAUCGCCAACCGGAGCCGGGCAGAGGCUGAGUCUUGGUACCAGUCCAGGUACGAAGAGCUGCAGGCUACGGCAGGCAGGCAUGGGGAUGACCUCCGUACCACCAAGCAGGAGAUCUCCGAGCUCAACCGCCACGUCCAGCGGCUGCGGGCUGGAAUAGACAGCGGGGAGAAAAAGUGUGCAAGUUUGCAGACAGCCAUUGCAGAUGCUGAGCAGCGUGGGGAGAUGGCUGUCAAGGAUGCCAGGGCAAAACUGGCUGAGCUGGAGGCCGCCCUGCAGAAGGCCAAGACAGACCUGGCCCAGCAGCUCCGUGAGUACCAGGAGCUCAUGAACGUCAAGUUGGCCCUGGACAUCGAGAUUGCGACCUACAGGAAGCUGCUGGAGGGCGAGGAGUGCAGGCUCUCUGGAGAAGGUGCCGGCGCAGUGAAUAUCUCUGUGACCAGAACCACUGUAGGAACAGGAUAUGGAAGCGGAAACUGUCUCAGCUUUGGAGGCAGCAGUGGUGUUGGAGGUGGGGUCUGUGCUGGAGGAAUGGGCUUCAACUCUGGAAGUGCACAAGGCACAGCUGGGUCAUGUGUGGUCGGUGGAAGCAAUUCCAGCGUGAAGUACGUCUCCACCACCUCUUCAACCAGGAGAUCUAUCCCAUUAUUCAGCAUUUCAGCUAAGCAGAGCAUCCAGGCUCCCUUUGUAGCCAACAAAGGGGCACAGACGUCAGUCGGCAUUAGGCCAGGAGAACUCAUUAAGAGUUUCAGUGCUCCUUCUGCCACCAUGCCUGUUAGCCGAAGUGGUUUCAGCUCCAUGUCCAUGUCCCGCAGCAGUGGCGGAGGCACAGGAUGGAUCAGCGGUGCUUUUGGCAGCAGGAGCCUUCACAAUCUUGGGGCAAGCAAGAGGAUUUCCAUGAGUGGAGGGCAUUGUUCUCCUAGACCGGGAUACAGCUAUGUGUCAGGUCAUGGCGGGCUUGCAUAUAGAGUUGGUGGAGCUGGGUUUGGGUUUGGAGGAGGAUGUGGCCCUGGAGGUAUUCAGGAGGUCAUGGUCAACCAAAACCUCUUGGUACCUCUUAACUUGGAGAUUGACCCCAACAUGCAGAGAGUGCGGCAGGAGGAGAAGGAUCAGAUCAAAUCCCUCAACAACAAAUUUGCCUCCUUCAUCGACAAGGUGCGGUUCCUGGAGCAACAAAAUAAAGUACUGGAGAUGAAAUGGAGCCUCUUGAAAGAACAAAAAAUUGUGAAAAAUAACCUUGCACCUAUGUUUGACACAUACAUCGGUAACAUGAGGAGACAGCUCGAGGCUCUAGGAGAGGACAGGCUGCGGCUCAGCUCAGAGCUGAAGGCUAUGCAGGAUGCUGUUGAAGACUUCAAGAGUAGGUAUGAAGAGGAGGUCAACAAGCACACGACUGCAGAGAAUGACUUUGUGUUGCUCAAGAAGGAUGCGGAUGCCACCUAUGUGAACAAGGUGGAUCUGGCAACCAAAGUGGAUGCACUGACAGAUGAGAUUGACUUCCUGCGAGCCCUCUACGAAGCAGAGCUGUCUCAGAUGCAGUCACAGAUCUCUGACACCUCCGUGGUCCUGUCCAUGGACAACAACCGAAACCUGGACCUGAACAGCAUCAUUGCAGAGGUCAAAGCGCAGUACGAGGACAUCGCCAACCGGAGCCGGGCAGAGGCAGAGUCCUGGUACCAGAGCAAGUAUGAGGAGCUGCAGCUCACAGCUGGCCAGUACGGGGAUGACCUCCACACCACCAAGAUGGAGAUCUCAGAGAUGAACCGCGUGAUCCAGCGGCUCCACUCGGAAAUUGAUAGUGUAAAGAAACAGUGCACCAGUUUGCAGACGGCCAUUGCAGAUGCCGAGCAGCGUGGGGAGAUGGCCCUCAAGGAUGCCAGGGCAAAACUGGCUGGCCUGGAAGAUGCUCUGCAGAAAGCCAAGGCCGACCUGGCCCGGCAGCUCCGCGAGUACCAGGAGCUCAUGAACGUCAAGCUGGCCCUGGACAUCGAGAUUGCGACCUACAGGAAGCUGCUGGAGGGCGAGGAGAGCAGGCUGGCUGGAGAAGGCGUUGGUGCAGUGAAUAUUUCCGUGGUCUCAUCUGGGAGCAGCUACGGAGGUGGGAACGCGCUGGGGCUGGGGUCAGGCUUCAGCAACUGGCUCAGCACCGGGGGAAGCGGUGCCAGCUCCAGCGCUGGGAGCUGCCUGGCCGGGGGAUUCAGCUCUGGUGCAGGAAGCAGCUCAAGCAGGAGGUUUGUAUCGAAAAGCACCACCAAGAAGAGCUAUCGGAGCUAA